AUUCCAGAUCCAUACCAUCUAGCCGAGGUGAAGAGUGGACUGCAGCUAUGUGUUUCAUUGCUGUCAACUUCUCCUGGCAAAGGUCAGUGGCUUUCACUGAAUCUUGGAAAGAGAAGAAGUAUUUAGGAGAAUAGGCAGAGGUUUGAAAAUGGAUAGAAUGUAAUUGAAGAGGGGGAUGAAGGAGGAAGUACGGCCAGACGUUGCUAUAAAGCAGAGCAGGACCCUCAGGCAUUGUGCUGGUUCAGCUUGACCAAAUGGCCUCUUUGCAGCCUGGUCACGGUCUUCUUUCAUGGGCUUUAUUCAGGUGUUUUGUUUCAGGUGAGAAGGAGGGGAAAGUCCGGUAGUCAUAGCAACCAAGUGGAGCGUUUUUUUCAGAAAAGGGUCAGUUACACUAAAAUAUCCCAAACAUUUCCUCCCAAAUUUAAGUAACUUUCCUUUUAUUUGAAUGGUGAUUACCCAACCUUCGCUAACGAAAAAGAUGCUGAUACAACAGCACCGACAAAGUAAAUACAUAAAUAUAUAGAUAAAUAAAUAAAUGAAAUACAGUUCCUUUAAUGUCCACCUGGGGCUGCGUCUGAAAGCCACAACAAUCCAACUAAUGCUAUUUAAAGUGCUUUUUUCCCAACCUGAUAUAAAAAGCCAGUUUUGGUCUAAAGAGUUCAUUUUUACUUGUAAAUACAGUUAAUUUUAUGAAUUUUCAAAACUCAUUUGUUCUGGUAAUAUCAAGGUCACAAUUUUACAUUAUUCGGGAUGAGGCUAAAUUUGCUUAUGAAUGAAAGGGUUUCAGCUGUUUGUCAGGCGGCCUGAACCCUGCCUCGACUUCAUAUAUCAUCUUGUGUAACCAUUUCCAAAUUGGUGACAACCUCUGGUGGUGAUGAACCAACCAGAGAAAGUAGCAAUCGAAGGCUACUUUCAUUACCCCUUCACAAACUGACUGUAAGUGUGGCAACCUGUUUUGUUUUCCUGUGAAUAUUUGAACCCCCUCCCCAUCUUUAUCUCCUCUUCUUUAUUGAGUAGAUGUUAAUCUAAUCUCCGAGGUUUGUGUACACAAUAGUCCUAAAAGUUGCUCCAAAUUGGAGUCUUAUCCUAAUCCUCCCUUUCCCAAAACAUUAGCUUUUCAGAUCAGGACAUUGUUGGACAAAUGUCUUUGUCUCUGUGUGAAGGGGAUGGGGGUGUAAAGGCCACUUAAGAGCAAAUCUUAAUUAACUUUGGUUAAAAUUUGUUUGUGAGACAAAACCAGCCAUUGUCUUUGUUGGGGUGCAGGUUGAUGCAUGUGUGAAGAUAUUAGGCAAAGUAGGGUAGUCACCUUUAAGUGCAUCCAUAAAAACACACAAUAGUGCUUAAUGUAGCAAUUUUAUGCUACGCGGAAACGCCCAUCAAUACCUGUGUCUGAGGUGUAACUUGUUCCAUGGACAUGGCAUGAACACCUGUCUCUCUAAUCCCAACAAUUAACCUGGAGACUAGCUCCCAUCUUAGGUUACAUCCAACAAGGCUAGCCCAUCCUUUGUCCCUGCGCGUCAGCCUGUACAAUCUUCUAAUCAGAGAAACCCUAUCCCCGUCUCCUAUCCCUUUGUUUGAGCUGGAAGAGAGACAGACAAGACCGGGAAGGAGACAGAUCCUGCCUUUAUGUCUGCCAGCACUAGUGUUUAGCCUAUAAUCCAAAACUACCGCCCCUCCACCCCCACACCGUCUCUCUUUUUCACUUUCUUUUUCUUGAGAUGCAGUGCACAUUCUGUUUUAUCCUCCGUCCGAGCCUGUAUUCCAGUCACAGAUGCAUUGAGGGAAUUAUAUGAGACAGGUAUUAAGCUGUGAUUUAUUUAUCUGAGAUUGAAACCAGACCUGCGCCUGAAACCUGUCAUGUGGUUUGACUGCCCAUCGCUCACCUCAUCAUCUUACACAACGGUGUACUUGUUCCAAAUAGGGCCAUGUCCCCAAUGACCACAUUUGGUCAUAUUGAUCUCUGGAAUAUCAUCUUUAAAAGACACCCAGAGGUUCAUAUCAGGAAUGGAAAAGCUCCCUGGAGACUGGAGCAGAACAACAGGAGAACAAUACAAGACCAGUGGCUACAAGCCAGAUAAAGUGUCAGCUUAAGCCUAUCUCGGUGCCCUGAGGCCGUAACGAUUAGCCUCAAAACAUUUGCCGUCCUUUGCUCGUUUCCACAGAUGCCAUAGUUACGCCAAUGAGAAACGCUGGAAGACAAUGAAGAACAUAUGAGGGAAGGUAGCAGGUGAAAAGGUCUUAUGGGAAUGGCUAUUACAGGAUGUGGCAGAGCAGUUUUGCUACAGGGCUCACUGCUGGUAAGGAUUUAUUGAUCCAUCUUCCUAUUCUCUUACUUCCUUCAAUUUAAGAAAGUAGGUUGUAAGAGAAAGCAUGAGGGCAAGUAAAAUUCUUUAUAUUGUCUUGGCUUUGUUUCUCAAUGCAUUAUACAAAUUAAGGGGUCGAAACAGCGGGGGAGUAACUAUGGCAAAGCGAAGGUUCACCCUGUGGCAAAGUGGUAACCUCACACCCUUUUUUCUGCAUCCAGCUCCUGCACAUAAAACCAGCAGUCUAGAAGGAGCAUCCGGGGCCAUGAGGAUAUGGUCAAUCAGUUUAAAAGCUUAUAAAAGCCUCUCUGGAUUAGGCUUUUCAACAUGUCAGGAAGCUGGUAAAAAUGGUUUUGCUUCCUUGGUGAUGUUGGCUGGCAAACUAUGGCUCAUAACAGUUCAAUGAUCCUGGAUUUUAAACACGGAGGUAAUGGCGAACGCAGAAAUUCUACCCCCACAUCAGCUAAAGCAGUUGUCCUCUGUUGAAAUGAUUCAACUUAUAAAUGCUCAGAAUCUGAGAGGGGGAGGUUUUCUAUUUUAUGUGCUUAAUAUUCCAUUUUUAAUGCCGUAGCAGCUCCGACCCGUAUUGUGUGAAGAUGCUUGCCGUUUCAUUCCAGAGAGAUGAUGAAAAAGUGUAAGACGGGUCCAGACGGUUACAGUUCCCUUGUGUACUGUGAGGGUCUGGACAUAGUGGAGGCUGAUGAGGGCAGCAGGAUUUUGGAAGAGAC
This is a messenger RNA of Xyrichtys novacula (pearly razorfish), 3031 nucleotides long. NCBI's taxonomy places the organism in Eukaryota, Metazoa, Chordata, Actinopteri, Labriformes, Labridae. The record is from the annotation of a GenBank genome assembly.